AUGGCUUCGGCAGCACGAGUGCGUGGAGAAGCUCAACAUGCAUGCCAUCCUGAGUGCUUCUGUGGGCCAGGAGCAGCUCCUCACCGAGCUGCUGGUCACUUACACCAAGAUUCCUGUUCUGAUUAGGGAGCUGAUAUCUGUGGAGAUCUGGAAGCACAAGAUCUUUCCCGUGCUGUGCCAGCUGGAGGACUUCAAGCCAAGAAGCACCUUCCCCAUCUAUAUGGUGCUGCAUCAUGAAGCCUCCAUCAUUAACCUCUUGGAGACGGUGUUUUUUUACAAGGAAAUCUGCAAGUCAGCAGAGGACAGCAUUCUGGAUUUAAUUGAUUAUUGCCACCGAAAACUGACCCUGCUCGCAGCUCGGAACACCAGCGGACAGGGAGCGGCCCCAGUGGAGCUUCAUCCAGAGGAACUGUCCAGCCCCUCAUCCAUGCAGGAGCUGCAGAAGCAGGCGGAGAUGAUGGAGUUUGAGAUUUCCCUGAAAGCCCUGUCCGUGCUGCGGUUCAUCACCGACCAGGUGGAGAGUCUGCCCCUGAGCGUGCUGACACGGAUGCUCAACACCCACAACCUGCCCUGCCUCCUUGUCGAGCUGGUGGAGCAUUGCCCCUGGAGCUGCUGGGAAGCGG
Merops nubicus (carmine bee-eater) is the source of this 623-nucleotide messenger RNA. It is a transcript of the gene ZMYND10, whose product is annotated as zinc finger, MYND-type containing 10. The record is from RefSeq and is a predicted model, not a curated record. Gene Ontology annotation, biological process: inner dynein arm assembly; motile cilium assembly; outer dynein arm assembly. Lineage: Eukaryota; Metazoa; Chordata; Aves; Coraciiformes; Meropidae. The annotation marks the transcript as partial. The transcript is spliced from 6 exons. Gene Ontology annotation, cellular component: cytoplasm; centriolar satellite.